AUGGACGCCUUUGCUGCAGAGGAACUUCAAGCGACUUUUGUCCCCAUCGUUGUGUACUGGCUUUACGCUGGUUUAUACACUCUUGCAGAAUCCUCUGAGAGAUACAGGCUGCACACGAGGAAGGAACAGGAAGCCAAGGACUUGGUUAGGAGGAAGGACGUCGUUAUUGGCGUCCUUCUUCAGCAGGCAAUCCAGUCCGUCGUUGCACUCGCUACACUUCGGGUGAGUCCUCAGCAGAUCAUCUAGAUUUGUAGACGAUCUAGUAGAUGAAAUAUUUCACUCAGUUCUUUCCUUUUGAAGAACCCCUGCAUACGCUGUGUUGCAGCUCGCGAAGGAAGACAAUACCGCCGCGGAGAAACCAAAGCGCACCUUCCCCACUGUCAUGACGCAGCUUCUCAUCGCCAUGGUUGUCAUGGACACCUGGCAGUACUUCGUCCACCGGCUUAUGCACAUUAACCGGUUCCUCUAUAAGCACUUCCACUCCAAGCACCACGCUAUCAUCGUACCCUACGCGGUAGGGGCCAUGUAUAACCAUCCCGUCGAAGGCUUCUUCAUGGACACCAUCGGCGGCGCCCUCUCUUUUCUCGUCUCCGGCAUGUCGCCGCUCGCCGGGACCUUCUUCUUCUCCUUUACCAUGAAGACGGUGGACGACCACUGCGGAAUGCGCCUCCCCUGGAACCCCUUGCAAGCCCUUUUCAUGAAUAACAGCGCAUACCAUGACAUCCACCACCAACACUACGGCAGCAAAUUCAACUUCUCCCAGCCCUUCUUCGUCUCAUGGGACAGGAUAAUGAGAACCUACAUGCCCUGCUCUCGGGAGACGAAAAAGAAGAGCCCAUAG
Spirodela intermedia is the source of this 841-nucleotide messenger RNA. The record is from the annotation of a GenBank genome assembly. NCBI's taxonomy places the organism in Eukaryota, Viridiplantae, Streptophyta, Magnoliopsida, Alismatales, Araceae.